AGUCUAAGUGUCAAAAGGCAUACGCUUGUUUAAAGAUGUUACUUAUUUCUGUGUUUGGAAUUAUACUGUACAGUUAUGACAUUGUAACCGAUAUUCAGAUUGCAUUAAGUUAUAAAGAGCGAAAUGACAAGAAGCUGUUUAUUUACACAAUUUUGGUUCUUGUCUGCCCAGCAUGCUUCAUAAUGAUAAUGGACAUCGGAUGGCUCAUCAUAGAUUACAAGAGGGCAAGGAAAACAGAAACACGUACUGUAAAAACUAAUCGCGCGACUGAAAGUGAUGAUGCUACUCGAAACGAAGAUUGGUCUGAAAAUCAAACUAGCGAAGAGACGAACAUAAUUUGGCCAGAAAACCCUGAUAAAUAUAAUCUUGUCCUUAGGAUCGUAGUAACAGUGAUGACAGUAGGUGCAGGAGGCAGUGUUUGCAGAACAAUCCAGUACACGUAUUACUUCGUCAAGUCAGAGCUAGCUUGUACCAUUGACCGCCACGAUGAAUUCAAGAAGAGAGCUCGACGUAUGGAAAUAGAUUGUUUAAUGAUGAAUUUUAUGGAAGCUUUUCUCGAAUCAGCACCCCAAUUUGCAUUGCAACUCUACAUUACGUAUGCAUUUGACAGGAAUUUCACAACUUUACGAGUUCUUAACCUUGUAACAUCUGCAUUGAGCAUUACCUGGAGCUAUUCUGCAUACUAUCGCUGCAAUGGGGCGAACGUCAACAACAAAGAGGAUGUUAAAUUGAUACCAUUCUUGAUCUACAUUCUUUCUGUCGUCAGCUGUAUUGUACCACGGUUUAUCAGCUUUGUAUUAUUUGCUGUUUAUUUUGAAACAGCUGGGAAAAUAACUGUAUUGGGAGUAUUUGGCAUCCAUGUUUUUGUUGGCUUUUUAGUGAUUGCUGCUAAAGUGAAACCCAAGCUUAACGGUACGGUUGAAUAUCUCGUGUUCCGAUGGUUGUUUUACGCUUUCUUUGCUUACGUGACUUUCUUCCUUUUCCUGAAUUUGGAACACCAUCGAAUUUCUGAAACAAGCAAUGAUGAAGAAGCAAACAAUAUAAGAAAUUGGUUUGAAGAAAAAAAGACAAAGAGAAUGAUGAUUCUGCUCUACGCUUUUAUCCAUUUAGAAAAUUUGAUUCUAGCUUCACUACUGGUAUCAUGUAGACUCGAUUUGAUGGCCGAUGGUUUCUUCGUUCUUAUUGUUGUUCUCAUAGGUGCAGUUGUCCAACUGAUUUGUGUAUCGUCAUAUUAUUACUUUUUUCAUAAAACUCGUACUAGCCAGAAUGCUGGGUGAUUGAAAAAAGGUCUUGCCCAUUCAACUGUUUAAAAACCUGUUUUAAGGAGUAAAUGAGGACAUAUCUUAGCAGAUGUUCUGAUCAUUUGUGUUUUCAUGUCUUUUGUGACAUUUGAUUAUGAUUUGUCUAUAUUUUUAGUCGUUGUUUUAUCAGGUUUUAUAUUUUUAUGGUUUAUCCCACCUGCUUGUUGGAUUUAUUAUUUAAUUAUUGGUUAUGUAAAAUGAAACAGUCGCUUGUUUUACGAUUGAUUCGUCGCUGAACGAUUAAUUGAUCAGUAAUAGGAUUGUGUUCACUUUCAAUAAUUGAACAGUACUGCCAAAUGUUUUUCGAAUAAUAGUUAUUUGCUAUGUUAGUUCCGGAGUUAUCUUUACAUUUGCGAGUGGGACAUUUUAUUGAAUGAUGAGCAUACACCACUAAUAAAUUUCGGUGUGAUAAAUAAAAAUCAGAAUAAUUGUGUUUAAGGUAAACUGGGUAAAAUGUAAUUGUUAACUAAACAUAUUGUACAUGUUUUUAGAUAUUGGCUUGAAAUAGUGAAAAUACAAUCUAUUAAAUAUGUAAGAAGUAUGUAUUGUAAAAUAUAAUAUGAUAUGAUAGCCACACUGUCUUAGCAAUGUUAAUAUAUUUUUAUGAUUUUACGCAGAGAGUAUAUAUUUAAACAAACUGGAGCUCAGAAUUAGCAGGCUCUUUUAGAGUGAGUGUCAUGUGUUUAUAUCAAAGUCUUACUAGUUUGGCUUACAAUGUUGAAAUUGUUUUAUUUUAAAAUAUUAUAUCUUUUAUAUUUUUGUGCUAAGUUCUCACACUAUUACAGCAUGUGGUCGCAAAAUUUCUUGGCUGUAAGAGUCUUUUAGCAAACUGUGCUACUGUUACACGUUUCGUUUAAAUGCAUGGCAUUUAUCUUUUUAAUAAUAUGCUUUGUGUUGACAUAUUUAUCUGUCCCAUCACAUGUCAAGUUCAAUCUCACUUCAGCCAUGUUAAGGACAUUGGUCAUUUCAAGGUCAAUAUAUGAACCCCCAUGAAGAAUGUAUUUUCCUGAAUUCCAAUUUAAUUUAUGUUAAGUAUGAGUCAGCGUAGACUGAAUUGUAAACUUUAUGUUCCCCCAUUCAACACAAAAUUUAAGAAUAUAGUUUAUAUAUACAUUUUGAAACCAUCAUAUCCACGGUUUCAUACCAUUACAAUCGUGCCAAUUAAAGAUUGUCGCAAGUUUAUUAUUGCUGUACGACUCGUAUGGCAGAUCGUGCUAGUGUUACACUCAAAUAAUAUAUUGAUCUAAAUGCAUAGCUUUCAUAUAUUUCACGCUGUACAUCAUAUUGACAUACUCAUCUAAUCACAUUAAGAUAAAGGUCAGUUCAAGGUCACAAUACGUUGCAGUAAAGUUAUUGAUAAUUUACUGUCAUUAAACAUUUGUUCAGUUAUUUUUAAGUAAAAUGUAUUAAAGAUGUUAUGGAAGCAACAAGCUGUCGUACCAGUUAAUUUAACUCAACGUGGUCACCAAGCAUUGCUGUUUCCAAGAGAAAUGGAUAAUGGACAUAACAAAACAUGAAAAUAAUUUGUAUAGGAUAUUAGACACAAUUUUCUCAACAACGAGGACUUUGAGCCCUGGCUAUACCUUAACGGUGUUUAUAUUGUCAAACAUAGAAUUGCUUUGUCGAGAAUAAGAGUAUCUGCACACAGAUUACACUAAGAGGCAAGCAGAUGGCAUAAGCCAAUAGCUAUUCAAUAUACAUGAAAAAAAACAUCAUUUGUGUGAUUUGAUAAAAUAUUACCAUUUUGUUCUUGAAAAUAAAAGUUAUACUGCUAUUUGAAUAAAAACAACAUGCAUAGAUAAGAUUUAUUAUGUACGACCAAAUGUGAUAGUGUUAGGAUAAGUAUGUAAAUGCAAAUAGAAAACUAUCGAUGAAUGUAUCAAGAAUACCAGGUAUAAGUAAAGAAAAAUAAUAUUAUAAUAAUUUCGGAAAAAUAUAUAUACUUUAAUUAUACACUCUUCACGCUAUAUUUGAUGUAUUGUUUUGGAUUAUAAAUUUGUAAUUGUUAAAAUGUGUUCUUAUUUUACUAAAUAUAUGAAUGACCAUCGACUAAGAAAUAUCACAUUAGAUGUUUUACCUCCUGUGUAAGCAUAGACAUAUUGCCUAAUGCAUGUGCAAUUAAGUGGUGCAUUUUUAUCUUCUUACUAUUGUUAACUUAUAUAUGUAUAUUUACAUUAUUCCACCAA
Messenger RNA from Mya arenaria, 3487 nucleotides. Its product is annotated as XK-related protein 6-like. The transcript is spliced from 4 exons. Gene Ontology annotation, cellular component: membrane. NCBI's taxonomy places the organism in Eukaryota, Metazoa, Mollusca, Bivalvia, Myida, Myidae. The record is from RefSeq and is a predicted model, not a curated record. Bases 36 to 1277 code for a protein of 413 amino acids.